Messenger RNA from Strongylocentrotus purpuratus (purple sea urchin), 1062 nucleotides. RefSeq lists its product as uncharacterized. NCBI's taxonomy places the organism in Eukaryota, Metazoa, Echinodermata, Echinoidea, Camarodonta, Strongylocentrotidae. Gene Ontology annotation, cellular component: BRCA1-BARD1 complex. The record is from RefSeq and is a predicted model, not a curated record. The transcript is spliced from 2 exons. Gene Ontology annotation, biological process: protein ubiquitination. Bases 1 to 1062 code for a protein of 353 amino acids.
AUGGAAACUACCGGGCAAAGUGAAGACAUCGAGAAGGCAACAAAAAAACUUAAAAAGCACGGGAUUACUGACAUCUAUGACGUACCUCACCUUGAUGGCAAUCGCUCUGAUGAGACACGGUUGCAGUGGCUUCACCUCCUCCAUGGAUGCCUGAAGAAAGGUGACGAAGGAAUGUCUGCUGACCUAAUAAAGCUUUAUUCUUUUCCCCGCUUUGAGUGGUUAUGGAAACAAGGGAGAAAGGAUGUCACAGAAGCACUGAAGAGGCACGGAGAAGACAUUAGAGAAGAAGAAGAAGAAGCAAAGAAGUUACUCCGAGGUAGAAUUACAGACUUAGAGCAGGAACUCAACGAGUCCCGUACAAGUUGCGCAAGCAUAGUCAGUGAAAAUGGAAGACUACAAGAUACCAUGAAGAUUGAACAAGAAAGGCGUGAACAUAGUGAAAGAGCAAUGAUGGAAAACGAGAAAAGAGCAAAACAGAUAAAGGAGACGUACACGCAGAAGGAGAUGGAAUAUGAAAAGAAACUGCAAUCAAAGGAUCUGCGUAUCGAAACAAUGGCUGAAAAUGUACAGGGGACAGAAGAGAAGGCAAGACGUCAGGUUGAGCGACUAGAGAUCGACAACGAAGAAAUGAUGACGAAAUUAGUUUCUAAGCUACAAUGGGAAGACACUUUGACAAAAAUGCUAGAGGAGAAAGAGCGAAACGAGACGACUCUAAAACAACGCAAAGGAUGGAUACUGGUCAGUACACUUGCAGAGGAAUGCCAAGACCUGACCACCUUCAGAACACCAUUUGGAAGAUAUUGUUUCCAACGAGUACCCUUCGGCUUAUGCACAAGCCAAGACAUCAUCCAGCAACACAUGGAUAGGAUCGUUCAGAAUGUGCCUGGCUGCGUAUGUAUCGCAGACGACAUUGCCAUUGUCGGAAAAACAAAGGAGGAACACGACAAGAAUCUUCAUUUGCUUAUGGAGACAGCAAAACAGGAAGGCCUAGUGUUCAACAGCUCCAAGUUAUCAAUACAAUGCCUUCACCCAAGGACAAGGAAGAUGUUCAGAGAUGCCUAG